AAAGUCUUUAACCCUCGGGCCACUUACUCAUCUUCUUCCCUACACUCACUUCGAUCUCUCCGCCGUUUCUCAUUUACUCUCGUAUCUAAUGGCUUCCAUUGCUGCUGGCUCAUCCAUCGCUAUGCGACCUCGCAUCACCCUUGCUGCAGGCAGGGUUUACGGUUUGAAAUUGGGUUCAUUUAUGAACCACAGAAGAAGCAGCCUAUCAUUUACAAUGCGUCCAAUGCCUGCUCGCUUGCAGAUUAGCUGUUCUGCCAAAAAAGAGACUGUGGAUAAAGUUUGUGAAGUAGUAAGGAAGCAACUAGCUCUAGAAAAUGACCAACCAAUCACCGGUGAAUCAACAUUUGUUGAUCUUGGAGCUGAUUCUCUUGAUACGGUUGAGAUUGUGAUGGGACUGGAGGAAGAAUUCGGAAUCACUGUCGAAGAAGACAACGCACAAAGCAUCACAACUGUUCAAGAUGCUGCAGAUCUUAUUGAGGAGCUCUGCAGCAAGCAAAGUGCCUAGAAAGGGAUCCAAGUAGGACGGUUUUCGUGUGACGAUAUUUGAUACGAUUCUCUAGCCUGCAAUAUAUAGCAUUUCGGUGAAAUCUUGUGUGAACUUUUAUGUUCAAUACGUAGGAAAUCACGUAAUAAAGUUGUUGGGAUUAUUAGUUAAAUUAUGGAAUUUCUAUUUGUGUCA
Hibiscus syriacus is the source of this 679-nucleotide messenger RNA. RefSeq names its product acyl carrier protein 2, chloroplastic-like. Bases 89 to 505 code for a protein of 138 amino acids. Gene Ontology annotation, biological process: fatty acid biosynthetic process. The transcript has 4 exons. The record is from RefSeq and is a predicted model, not a curated record. Gene Ontology annotation, molecular function: acyl carrier activity; phosphopantetheine binding. Lineage: Eukaryota; Viridiplantae; Streptophyta; Magnoliopsida; Malvales; Malvaceae.